UCGGUCUGGCACGUGCCUACGUCAAAGGAUAAUGGCGACUCGGCGUGGUUACUUAUCUUGCAUUGAACCCAAAUGCUAUCAAUAGAUAGCUACUGUACAAACGCCAAUAAAGGAAUGCAAAAUGAGAUUUGAUCUGAUCAGUGAGCACCGUGUUAACAAUGUCGGGAAAGGCGACGUAUAAUCAUAAAACCAUCAAAACACUAUAUCAGUCGGACUUAUAAUAGCCCCAUGGCGGACGACAAUUUUUAAUCCAAAUCAGUACCAGUAUCGAAUAACAGCAGCUACCGAAUCGGUCAGGGUUGUGAUUAUUGAAGUACACACGGUAAAGAUGAUUCUCGUGAGAAUUCCAACGGUGUCAGUGCUAGUGAUACUGCUUGCAGUUUUCUGUAAUGGGGCACCAAAGUUUCGGAUAUUCGAAAAUACUCCGGAAAAUAUUGCCCGCCUGCAGAACCUCCAACCCGGUGAGCUCGCGGAAGAACUGAGCGGUCAAUUCGAAGGGGACAUGAUCCUCACUGAAGAGCAAUUCCUAGAGACAUACCGAAGAAAUGGAAUGAUCAAUGAGAGCUACCGGUGGCCACAGAAUACCGUAUUCUACGAUAUCGAUGACACGUACUUCAGCAGGGCACAAGUUCGUUACAUUUUGCACGGAAUGAGAUUGAUUGAGCGGGCAACCUGUAUCCGAUUCAGGCAACGUGAACCCGAAAAUGACGACUACAUCCGCAUCCACGGUUCGGGAUCGGGAUGUUCGGCAACGGUGGGACACGUCGGAGGACGCCAGAACAUUAAUCUGCAACCAUAUCCGUUGGGCAGUGGAUGCUUCCGGAUUGGAACGAUCGUGCACGAGAUGAUCCACGGUUUGGGCUUCCGGCACAUGCAAAGCACGCACAAUAGGGAUGAGUAUGUGGAAAUUGUUUGGGAGAAUAUUCAGCCCGGAACGGAAAAUAAUUUCCGACUGUACGAUUCGGAAACUGUGAGCAACUUUGACACAAAUUACGACUACGGGAGCGUCAUGCACUACAGUGCGACGGCGUUUAGCAUCAAUGGACAGAAGACUAUUGUAGCUCUGCAGGAUACCGAUCAAGUGAUGGGUCAACGAGUUGAAAUGAGUGAAACCGACAUUUUGAAAAUCAACAGAAUGUACAACUGUUUUACAGGAAAUUGAAACAUAUUUUUAGGAAUACAGAGCUUCUGAAAUACUUCGAAAUAUUCUCCUU
This is a messenger RNA of Aedes albopictus (Asian tiger mosquito), 1214 nucleotides long. Its product is annotated as seminal metalloprotease 1. Gene Ontology annotation, biological process: proteolysis. The record is from RefSeq and is a predicted model, not a curated record. The transcript has 3 exons. NCBI's taxonomy places the organism in Eukaryota, Metazoa, Arthropoda, Insecta, Diptera, Culicidae. Gene Ontology annotation, molecular function: metalloendopeptidase activity; zinc ion binding. Bases 329 to 1162 code for a protein of 277 amino acids.